UGUAAUUCAUUCAGUUCUAGAAGUAGUCCAGACAACACGAACUAAACAGUCAAAAUGGCGUGGCAAUUAGUCUUACUGACUUUACUGAGUCUUGGAGCUGUUAAUUAUGCCAACCUAGAUUGUGUUUUGGACUUCAAAACGACUUUGAUACCUCAAACCCGCUUCCAAUAAUCUUAAGGGAUAAUAAAUUAUUGAACCCGGACCCAAACACCUGCAGUGUCGUUUUGCCUGAGGGUUCAAAAAUUCUUAUUGGCUGCCCUGGGGAUACAAAUAGUAUCAUGUACAUGCAACCAAAUGGAAGAAUCGAUACUGGGUUAAAGCAACUGGAAGCAUCUUGUAACGGUGGUAGUAACUUUAUAUCUGGCAACAGUUUACUAGACAGCUUCGCUUUAAAGGAAAUAUCUUGUAAAGAACAACCCAAAGUAACGGUUCGAAAAACGACGAAAUGUGGCAAAGAUAAUCAACAUCAAACUUACCAAUGCGGAUAUACUAUUGGAAACGUAUUUGUCUGGGCUUUCGAGUCUUGUUACGAUGAGAGGCUUUACAUCCCGUCUCAUGUAAAAUACGAGAUCAGGCCGCAUACUUGCACUCCUGCACCAACUGCUCCAUCAGGAAAUAUUCUAACUGGACUAUUGGAAGGUCUGCUUGGCAUAGUGUUGUAUAUAUUAAGCGCUUUGUUUAAUGUAUUGACCUCACUAGUUGCACAGAAGGCAAGGUUCAUAGAACUUUUCGGCACAGAACUUGCAGAUGUCUACCUACGCGAUGAUAACCUCGAGCCGUGCUAUUUAGCGAAUCCCUUUUACUUCGCCACUGUAGCCGAGCAAUCGGUCACUACUCAUUAUGUCAACUUGGCUCCCCAAUGGAAAUCUGUCACUGAGAGCUUGGAGAGUUUGCAACAAGUAAGUACUUGCUUUCGCACAUGUUGGUGAUUAAUUUGGAACUAU
Messenger RNA from Manduca sexta (tobacco hornworm), 944 nucleotides. RefSeq lists its product as uncharacterized. The transcript has 6 exons. Lineage: Eukaryota; Metazoa; Arthropoda; Insecta; Lepidoptera; Sphingidae. The record is from RefSeq and is a predicted model, not a curated record. Bases 279 to 929 code for a protein of 216 amino acids.